Protopolystoma xenopodis is the source of this 363-nucleotide messenger RNA. Lineage: Eukaryota; Metazoa; Platyhelminthes; Monogenea; Polystomatidea; Polystomatidae. The record is from the annotation of a GenBank genome assembly.
UUACAGGAGUAUUUACUGCACUUCGAGGAGAUUGAGCGCAAUAUCCCUCAAGUUCUUCUUCCUUUGAUGACCCCAUUUUUUGAACGAAUCCAUCAGGCCUUCAGUCCUGGUCUCUCUCUUCUCUCUUGGAAUUCAUUGAAUAUUGAGGAAUUUCUAAGCAAAGUUGACAGCGAAUUGAAAGCGUUGGAGCUUCUAAUCAAGCAAUGUUCGGACAUCAUAAGCUGCCGAGUGGAAGCCGUACUUCAGGACAUGUCUUUAACCUGUUUGUCUGACAUCCCUGAAGAUGAGCCCGUCACGUUGGAGGACUUUAUUCGCAUUACAGAAGAGACAACCAGAGAAGCUUCUAUAUAUCUUUCAGAGUAG